AUGGACGAAACAUAUCUGAAGAAUCUCGAAACGGCGGCCCACAUUAUCAUGGCCCCACCAAACUCCAUCACCAACCAGCAGCGGCAGGAAUCGGAGACCCUGUUUACGAACUUCCGUAAAACGAAGGCACCGUACGCACUCUGCCAGACGGUGCUGGAGAAGUCAUCCGUCGACCUGGUGCUGUUCGAAGCGGCCGACGUGCUCAAGAAGGCCAUCGUCGGCGAGUGGAAGUUUAUCGCCGAGCAGGAUCGCGUGUCCCUGCGGCAGUACCUGUUGAACUAUGUCAUCAACCGUGACAUUCCGGUGUUCAUCCGGGACAAGCUGCUGCAGGUCGUGGCGAUCAUGAUCAAGCGUGCCAGCCUCGAAGAUCACGGCAUCGAGCGGGGCCAGAUAAUCGAGGAAACGAAAAAGAUGCUCACUUCGGGCGACCUGAAGCAGCAGAUUCUGAGCUGCAGCAUUAUGCUGGCGGUGCUGGAGGAGUACUGCAACAUCGUGCGCUCGGACGAUACCGGCCUGAAUACGCUGGAACACUUUAAGGCCAAAAAGCAGUUCGAGGACUCGGACCUGCUGAAAACGUUCGUCAUGACGCUGCAGGCGAUGGUGGAGGUGGUGAGCGCGUUCGAUGCGGCCAACAGCGUGCAGAUGUACUUCUUCAAGCAACUGCUCACCGUGAUGGAAACCGUUCUGACGUGGGGCUUCCUACUGCCGAACCUGCAGAAUGUGCGCGUCAUGCACACGCUCUCGAAGCGCAUCAUUGACACGUCGGAAACGGUGACGAAGGCCCUUCAUGCGCCUCCGCUCCGGCUGCAGGCCCAGUGGAAGAGUGUCAUUCUCGAUCCGAAAGUGAUGGAAGUGUUUUUUCACACGUACUGGAAGACCCGCGAGAUCGACGAUCUGCAACCGAAAGCCCUGAUCUGCAUCCUGCAACUGUCCACACUGCGGGGUCCGAUCAUAACGGAAAACAUCGACGAAAGCAUGGCGUACCUGGCCAACUACCUGACGCACUUUCUGUCGAUGCUGACAAACAUCGAAAUCAAGGACAAGGAAGCGUACAGCUUUUCGUUGAUCCUGCGCAAACUGUUCCAGUUCCUACCGGCCGGGAUGCUCAAGAUGCUGCCCAACUCGCUGUUCGACGCGUCCAUGCAGCAGUGCUUCACGAUGACGAUGAAGUUCUUUGAGCUGUCCGCCGCCGAAGAGUCGGCCUCUCCGGAUGAAGCCCUGUACAUUGACGCCCUCAGCAACAUGCUCGGUAUAUGGUUGUCGUUUUUGAACGACAAACAAAACUACCCGAUCGAACCGAUGCUACCGUACAUUACGCAAAUGUUCGAAAAGUACGUCCAGUGCCACCUGGCACCGCCGCAGGGUGUGCGUGGUUGCGGGAGCCGUGAGAACGAUGGUGAACGCGAGAACGAGAUCACCGACAUCGACGAACCGGACCGGGAGCGUUUCAAGGAGCAGCUGGCGAUCAUGGGAUUUUUUGGGCGCGAAAUACUACUCCACGCACUCGGUCUGCUGGCCGGGCUGCUGGAGGACCGAACGCGCAAACUUGGCACACACCUGCACAUGCUGCACGCCUCCCAGUCGCUGUCGAUCUCGGGCGUGGCCAGUCUGGUGAAUCUGUUCGAGGACAUCCACUGGCUGCUGCUGAUCAGUGGGCACGUGAUGGCGAUGGAAUCGGUGGGCGAGGUAGCGUCCAUUCCGAAUGCCGUCCUCAGCAUCUGCGCCCAGCAGGUGGACGCCGGAGUGACCGAUGUGUCGACCAGCUUGAAGCUGCUGGCCUCCCCGAACCAGGACAUACAGGAGCUGCCGAACGCGGAGGCAAACGUGGACCCGGUGCUGCGGCUGAUGGCGGCCGGCUUUCGGUUGUGCGAGCUGGAGAAGACGGCCAUCGAGGUGCGCAUGUACCAGUUUCUGAGUCCCGAGCUGAGCACCACGUUGCUGUGGUUCCUGCGGCACUGGUGCGACUCGUACGUGAUGACGAUCGACAAGUCAACGGCGAACAACAUUUUCUCGAACGCAUUCGGUAUCGGCACCGGGGGCGCCCUGUGGGUGAUCAAUUAUUUGCUGAACAAAAUCUGUCUGAACGCGCAGCACCUGCGGGCCGAGCAGGGCGUGAUGGAGGAGAGCAUCGAGCUGCUGCUGGCGCUGCAGCGCAACAAGGCGCGCUCGCAGACCAUCUUCAACUCCGAGUACUUCCGGUCGAUCUGCGAUCUGAAGAGCUUCGAGCUGCAGGCCAGUGUCAAGCGAAAGCUGCUCCGUGGCUUCGUGACGAUCGCUUCCAGUGUCGAGGGCGACGAAAUACGCACCGAGUACAUCACGCGCAUCGUGCAGGGGACGAAGGAAAAGUACGGCGUCGUGCUGACCACGUUCCAGCAGCAGGCGCACGUGCACCAGAGCGAGCAGUUCAAGGAGCAGGUCGUUGAGGUUCUCGAGGAAACGAUCGGUUGCGUGCAGGGCGCGUUUGGCAGCCUCAUGACCAUCCUGUUCCACGAGAUACAGCCGAUCUGCAAGCAGCUCGCCAGUUUUAUGUCCGUCUACAAAAACGACACGAUGAUUGUGGAGCUUGUCUUGGAACUGCUGAACGAGCUGGAGCAAUCGGCCGAUGUGAAGAUGGUCCGCAUCGCGGUGCACCAGUACAGCAUGGACGUGAUAAGUGUGUACGUUAAGAACAACACCAAUCGCAUCUCGCUGGAUCCGACCAACAACGAGCGGGACCCGCAAGACUUGAUCCUCAUCCUGAAACUCAUCAACGGUCUCAGUAUGCGCAAUGUCGUCAACGACGACGACGAAGAGACGAUCCAGCAGGCGUCGGACGUGUGUAUCUACGGGCUGACAAACAUUGUGCCAUUGAUAACCGUGGAAUUGAUUCGCUAUCCCGAGCUCUGCUAUCAGUACUACAUCACCAUUACGACGUUCGUGGAGUCCAAGUCCUAUGUGGUUCCCACGCUACAUCCGGAUUUUUUGAAGCAGAUGGUAUCAUCGGUAGAGCUUGGACUGACAUCGUUCACGUCGGACGUGGAGCUCAAGUGUCUCGAGUUUAUCGAGGCCUUCGCCCAGGUCGUGCUGUGCCACCAGAACCCGGAAUCGCAGGUCGCUCAGCUGCUGCAAUCGUUCCUGAAGCUGAUGCUGGAUAUGACGAUUGGGCAAAAGAUCGAUUGGAACAACACGACCGACUGGUAUAAGGCCAUGUUUGCGGUCGUUUGCUGCUUUCCGCAGACGUUCAAGGACUUGGUGCAGAGCUUCCUGCAGGAGCACGUGGACAGUAGUACCGACAAGGCGAAGGAGAUGAUCAACGAAAGCUUGAUGCGGUUGAACCAGAUCGAGUUCAUCAACGUGCGGUUGAUGAAGAUUCGGUUUGUCGAUUGGUUCGAUCGCUUCGUUUCGCUGGUGAGUCUUACGUAUAGGAAGUAAUUUAUUACAAUAUUGUCGGUGCUGUCGGCCGCCGGGAGGAAGGAAGGCUUAUUUUAGUUGUUUCUUCAAGAGAGCACACAUGCCGGUACCGUAUUCGAAGUGAUCACGGAGUAACGAAGGAAGAUGGAUUCAACACCAAUCUCAGUGUACAAUGAUUAUUAUGUAGACCCUCAGAAUUCCAAACAUUUGUCAGUACGAACAAGCGUGCGUCGUGUUUAUUUCCGUUUGUUGGUACUCUGUUUAUUGAUUCUUGUAUUGAACGGUGAAUUUCCGCGUUGUUUGAGUACGCAAACACUUUUGUACGUUGUAUAGAAUGGGAGUUUACAAUACUACCGUCACGUGGUGUGUCCCCGUAACGUUCGUUCGUUCGUUCGUUCGAGUGUGACUUUAUUAAUGUGUACUCUACUGCAGGCAGACGGAAGCGGGCCAAGGUCGGAACGACUCAAAGAACUGUGUAGCCAAGUGUGUGCAGAGGAUAGAACGAACGUUAGAAGCAACGAUCUGCGGUUAGCUAGGGGCUUAAGACAAUUGUACUUACCGAGGCGUACCCGUGCUCGAAUAUGAUAUGUUAGAACAUACAUUUUCCGAAAAAAAAAACCAAUUUGAUCGAACUGUAAACUAUACUUACAAAAAUGCAACAAAAACACGGUCAGUGAUAAAAGCGAAGAGAGAAAUCCACUCACUCAAUAUUGAUAAUUACACAAGUUUCUUCGCUAUCCUGGCAAGUGGCAAACAAAAGUGAUACAUACUUUUCUACAAAAGAUCGCACUUGCGCACUUUACCUCUUUUUUUUAUUUAGAUAGAAACGUAGACACGCGUUCAUAUAAGCACGUUUUUUGCAUUCUGCAACGCACUGAAUUGUCGCACUGAACGGCGGCAAAUUAAGAGGUGGACAGGUGAGGCGAGUGAGUGUGCGACCUUCUCUCCCAUAUUAAGUACCGUUUGAGGUUAGUCAACGCGCGCUACGCUAUAAGCACCACGAAACUAAGCGCCGAACAAGGCACCGUGAGGCGCACCAUCCGAGUAGGUGCGAAAGGCUGUUGCUGUGAAGCGCGUUUAGCAGCAGGCCUUCUUAGAUACGUUCGCUUCUGUUCGAACACAGUUUCACUCGCUGAAAACACCCCACACAACUGUUACAAUCAGAGGUGAAGCGAGACAGUGUGCUUGUACUCUUUACAUCGUUCUAUUAUAGAAGGUUUUCACAGACUUCCGGGCCAGGUCCGUUGGCCAGUUCGCAGGAGAUUAGUUUUGCCAUGGCUUGCUGACUGACACGUGAUAAUUGACGAGCGCGAGAGGGGGGUGAACCGAUUUCUAUUGGUAUAUCAUUUUGUACUCUGAAGGUAGUAUUGAUAAAACAAAGUGACAAAAUCGAAUCUAAGAGAGCAUGGAAUUGUAUGAAGAGAAUCGCCCUUUUCUGUGCAUACCGAUAUGUUUAUUCCCGUUCCCUUACAUCAUCCAUUUCCACUACAAGGUGAAGCGACGCCAGGAAUCAGCAUCAGAUGUUGUUGACAAUCUCCCGGUGGAAUAGAGGACGGUGAGUGAAAGCUCUCCUGUUUGUGCCCCCUGGUGGUGGUUCGUGUGGGCAAUCUUUUGAGUUCGGUUGGUUGCGUUCCUUGUAAGCGUCCGUGAUUCCAGUUUUCGUGUAUUAACAAAGUAAUGCAAGAGGCGAAGGGUACGGAGAGUACGAACUUAACAUAAUGAUGAUCAAAAGGCCACGUGCCAUGUAAAAGCAACGACAACUUGAUAACUCCAUAUUUAUCUGUGGCACAAAAAGCGACGACGGGUGCUGCAUAAGAAACAAGAGGGUAAUCGCAGCAACCAUUGAGCCCAUAGAUAGAACUCCCAUUUGGACUGCUUUUGCCGCAGGAUUACUUUUGAGCAACGGUUGCUUUUAGGCGGUGUGUACGGCCACAUCACGAAUUGGAAACUGUUUUCCGGAACGAGCGAGUGAGGAACACCAACCGGAUGGUGUGCAAACGAGAUUGAGAUUGAGUACAAACUGCGAAUUGCGAUUGUUAUUGAUUGGUUAGCGCCACCUUAAACGGGGUGGAAAAUAAAAACAAACAAACUAGCAUUAUUAGCCGUCGUGUGGUUUUCGAAAAAUCCUAAAGAAACCCAAGAAAACCACACACAGACAAACAGAUACUUCUAUACUUCGCACACGGAAACAAAGUUUGGCUCGCAGUUGGCUUUGAAGGGCCACGCUAGAGUGUCGCUAGUUUUACAAUUUGACGAUUUGAUCACGUCGGCCAUGGCUACGAAUGAAAUAUGAUACUAA
Messenger RNA from Anopheles cruzii, 5689 nucleotides. Its product is annotated as exportin-4-like. NCBI's taxonomy places the organism in Eukaryota, Metazoa, Arthropoda, Insecta, Diptera, Culicidae. The transcript is spliced from 5 exons. Gene Ontology annotation, cellular component: cytoplasm; nuclear pore. The record is from RefSeq and is a predicted model, not a curated record. Gene Ontology annotation, biological process: protein export from nucleus. Gene Ontology annotation, molecular function: small GTPase binding; nuclear export signal receptor activity. The coding region runs from base 1 to 3411 and encodes 1136 amino acids.